AAAAAUCUCAGAGCUGUGAAAAGCUGAGAAAGGAAGAAAAAGAAAAGAAAAAAUAGAAAAAUGAAUGCUUGCUGUGGAGGAAAGAAGCAAAUCUAAACCACAACAGAAGAGGUUUUAGUUACUCUGAAUCCUUGUUUUCUCGGAAAGGAGAGAAUGCUGCGAAGUUACUUCAGAGUUCAUUGGAGCCGAUCGAUCUGUUUGCAGUUCUCCGAUCCGAACGUCCUCGCAAAGCAAUAAAUGUUGCAGAUCCCGAGUGUCUGAUGCGGCAUUCGUGGCAUUUCGUAACUGGCGUUUAAGCUCUGCUUUCUUUUUGAUCUUGAGAUCGUGGUCGCACAUGACGAGGUUUCUAGCUCUCUCUGCUUGAAGAAUUUUGACUCGGUAAAGUUGGGUUGUCAGAAUUGGAAUUAAUUUAAUUUGGCGUAGCCGGCAAAUCAAAACCAAGCACGGUCUUUUGUACGAGUAUGAUUGUGGGCUGACCGAGCAGAAGAACAUCUGUUUUUGUAGUUAGCCGGAUAGCUACUAUGCGGUUUUUGUUUUGGUUCAACUGUUGUAUGAUUUCGGGGCGAAUGGACAGGUUGGGGUGACAAUUCAAAAGUUUUAGCUUUUGGUGCCGUGAUGCCUCCUUCUCCGGCAUUGAGAUGCUCUCCUGGGAGAGAGCCUAGAGGGGCCAAUCACAAGCGAGGACGGAGUCUCGAGAGUGGAUUGUUGUUCAGAGAGAAAGAUGAUCUUGCUUUGUUCAACGAAAUGCAGACCAGAGAAAGAGACAAUUUCUUGCUUCAGUCGACUGAUGACAUUGAAGACACAUUUUCAACAAAAUUGAGACACUUUUCUGCAAAUAAGCUUGGAAUCUCCAUUCCAGCACGAGGAGAGAGUAGUGACCUGCUCAAUGCCGAUGAGGAGAAGAAUGACUAUGACUGGUUACUAACCCCUCCGGACACCCCUCUGUUUCCUUCAUUGGACGAUGAGCCACAACCAGUUAAUGCUGCACCCAGGGGCAGACCUCGGAGUCAACCUAUUUCUAUAUCAAGAUCCUCCACAAUGGAGAAGAGUUUCAGAAGCAGUAGGGGUAGUGCCAGUCCAAAUCGCUUAAGCCCAUCUCCUCGGUCUGGGAGUGGCACAUUCCAGUCGAGGGGAAGGCCUUCAUCAGCAACUCAUUCCAGUCCACCCCCUGGUCUACGGCAUGCUACUCCAUCACGGAGGCCGUCCACUCCUCCAAGUAAACCCUCAACACCUGCUCCAAGGUCUUCUACCCCAACUCCUCGGAGGGUGAGCACUGGGUCCAGUGGUAACAUGGCCUCACCAGUGACUAGAGGACCUUCCCCCAUAAAGACAAAUCGAGGGAACUCUGCUUCGCCAAAAGUAAGGGCAUGGCAGGCAAAUAUUCCAGGUUUCUCCUCUGAUGCGCCUCCCAAUCUUCGUACUUCUCUGGCUGAUCGACCAGCAUCAUAUGUGAGGGGUUCCUCACCAGCAUCCAGAAAUGGUAGGGAUUCUACCUCCAAAUUCAACAGGCAAUCAAUGUCCCCAACAGCUUCUAGAAGCAUCAGUUCAUCUCAUAGUCAUGAUCGAGACAGAUUCAGCUCUCACAGCAAAGGUUCUGUGGCAUCGUCUGGUGAUGACGAUGUAGACUCGCUACAAUCCAUUCAUGUGGGGAGUUUAGACCGAGCAACUUCAAGGAGAGUUGGUGCAUUAUCAAAUAACCAAGCUCUGCCCUUCUCUAAGAAAUCAACUAGAAUAGUGUCCUCAGUAUCUACUCCAAAAAAAUCAUUGGACUUUGUCCUUCGACAGACGGAUAACCGGAAAAUUCCUCAGAAUAUGUUCAGACCGCUCUUAUCCAGUGUCCCCAGUACCACCUUUUAUGGUGGGAAAGCAAGUUCUGCAUAUCGUUCACUGAUAUCUAGGAACUCCUCAGUCACAACAAGCAGCAAUACAAGUUCUGAUCAAGGUGUAGGUGCUGCCCUUGAUACUGAAGGUAGUGACCCGAACCAGGAUGAUGCAGCAAGUGAAUGUGCGAAAGUUGCGUAUCCUGACGUUCAUGAAGAAGUAUUUGCCUUUGAUAAGAUGGAUGUAGUGAAUGAAGGUAUUGGGCAUGAAGUGCCUGUUGUGUCACUUCACAUUCAGCAUGCUGACUUUGAUAAAGGCCCUGCAGUUGACUAUGUUAAUGUUGACUCUGGAAACUCUGGUCACCAUGGUAUUGCCAUGGGAAUUAAUGCGACUUCUGCAGCUUUUCAUGCCAAGGCUGACUAUUUAGAAGUUGAUAUUCUUGAAAAUAUGGAAAUUUGUUCGAAGUGUGGCUCUACAUACAUUGCUGUUGGUGAACUGGAAGGAGGCAUUGAACUUUGUCCAGAAUGCUGGAGGAAAGAUAAAAUUUUGAGUGCCAUAAUUCCAGAAACAGCCACCGUAGUUCCUGUAAAGUCCCUCUUGAUGUCUACGAACAUUUCUGCAGAAGAAAAACCUUUGGAUGAGAUGGAGCCCCAAAUUAUUAUACCUGAAUUUGAACACAUUGCUUAUGUGGGUGAACCAAAUGUUUCACAGGGUGAAGAGAAUGUUGAGCAAGGCCAGACUCCCCUGAGUGAGCAACAACAUAACUACUCUCGAGAAUAUGCAAAGUCGUUGAUGGAGGAAACUGAGCAUAGGGAUGUCAACGAGCAAGAGAGGUGCCAACCAACUGUUGGUUACCGCAUAACUGAUAAUGAAAUUGGGGGUCAGCAAUUGCAUCACUAUAAUGAGUAUCCAAAUUUGAAGGUUGACUUUUCAGAAGGUACAGGCAUCUCUAUACUGCUGAAGAGGUCAAGCAGUAACAAGGGGCCUGUUUUUCAAGGCAGAACAUUUACUGCUGCUACAAUACCUUACGAUGAUCUUUCUCUUGCAAGAGACAGUGUAAGCAGUAUGAGAAGCUCCGUUGGGCAUGGCAGUUUCUCAGCAUCAUCAUCUAUUGAUUUCAGCUUAGCUAGACAAACGGAGAGUCGUGUACAACGACAGUUAAGCAGCAGGAAAUCUGACCUGGAGAAUUACCGAUAUGACAUAAACACGAAGCCUCAAAGCAAUGGGUCAUCUUUAUGUGGCAGUUCAAACCCUGCUCACCUUGGAUCAGAUCUUGCGUCAAGCACAUUUAUAGAAGAAAACUCUGAGGUUUCUGCUGGGAAUGUAAAAGAUGCUAAAGUGGAAACACCAACAGCAUCUGAAGAACAAGCACUCGUGUUGGAAUAUAUGCAAGCAGGUGCUACUGGUACAUCUUUUACUGGGACAACAGUUGUCGAGAAUGAUAAUUUUGAAUGUGAUGAUGGUAGUAGAGCACUUGAUGCUUCCAACUUUGAAAUAUCCAGUCAUGCUGUCAGUGUUCAGUUAGAGGACAACAUAAAUUAUGAAGAUUGUGUUUCUUGUGGAAAUGGCCAAAAUUUCACCGAAAAUGCAAGGAGUACCAUGUAUAUGGAAGCAUCAAAUAGAACUCCAGAUUCCUCUUUUGGAGAAGAAUUUGCCUUGCUUAACGGUAGCAUUGAUGAAGUGGACGUUGCACAGGUUCUUUCACAGAGCACUUUGGUUACUAUGUCGGAUGGGAAAUCUGAACAAUGCUGUCAGAGUACCCCUGGUUCACAGAUUGAUGAAGUCUCUCUGAUUUGGAAGAGCACCAAGGGCGAAUUGCAGGAGUCUUAUGUUACAGCCUCUUCAGAAGGGGAUUUAAUUGCUGCAGUUUCGGAGCCCAACACCUCUGAUCAUGCACAUGGCAUCCUUGAGGAAUCAACAGUAAUGGUAGAUGGUCAGGGUGGAAGUAAGUCAAGAAGUCUAACACUUGAGGAGGCAACAGAUACAAUACUCUUCUGCAGCUCCAUCGUCCAAGAUCUGGCCUACCAGGCGGCCACCAUGGCGAUGGAGAAGGAAAGCUCAAUCCCAUUGGAAGGUUCCUGGCCAACAGUUACAAUACUGGGAAAAUCAAAUUCUGAGAGAAAGGUUCCACGAGGCAGAACUGCUGGCAAACGCGCUUCGAAAGCCCAGAAGGCCAGGCAAAGGCAGGUGGAAACAGAUGCGAAACCCGCAUCCAAUAAGACUGAGAAUGAUGAGAAUGUUGACGACUCUUUGACCCGAUAUGUUGGUAUUCCCAACAAGGUGGACAGCAUGAAGCCUCCAAAGCUGGAAUCCAAGUGCAACUGCACAAUAAUGUGAAGUUCAUUUUUUAUUAAGGUCGUGCUCAAUGGUGACCAACAUGCUAUUCCCUUGUAUGUUACUGGCUAAUGCUUGAAGGGCUGUUUGACUUGUUGCCAAUCGGUUCCUGGUAAUCCAAUUUCUUUGUGAGAAAUGCCAUGUUGUCUUUGGGGGCAGUAAUUGUAAAGUAAUUUUUUUUCUUUCCUCUUUUUUCUUUUUUUGUUAGGCUGGCAUUAGUGAGAGGCACUGGAGUUUGUGUUUGCCCCAGUAGCCACAUUCUUGUUCCCUUUGGUUCAAUCCUCCAUAAGAGAUGUGUGAACGAAAUUCCACUCAUUCUUAUUCAUUAUGAUUGUGAAGUA
This is a messenger RNA of Juglans microcarpa x Juglans regia, 4496 nucleotides long. RefSeq lists its product as uncharacterized. The transcript is spliced from 7 exons. Bases 616 to 4158 code for a protein of 1180 amino acids. The record is from RefSeq and is a predicted model, not a curated record. Gene Ontology annotation, cellular component: cortical microtubule. Gene Ontology annotation, biological process: cortical microtubule organization. Lineage: Eukaryota; Viridiplantae; Streptophyta; Magnoliopsida; Fagales; Juglandaceae.